Messenger RNA from Solanum stenotomum, 3038 nucleotides. RefSeq lists its product as uncharacterized. The transcript is spliced from 4 exons. The record is from RefSeq and is a predicted model, not a curated record. Bases 154 to 2940 code for a protein of 928 amino acids. Lineage: Eukaryota; Viridiplantae; Streptophyta; Magnoliopsida; Solanales; Solanaceae.
AGACUAACCACAAAGAUUAGAGUACCAAAAAAUGCAGGGGUUAACAUUCUUUUCUGGCAGCAAAGCCGGCUUUUAAUUAGUGUCCUUAGUGGGAAAUUAUAAGAACACUAACCAUAUAGUUAAGGUGGAUAGUUUUCAUGUGGAUGAACUUUGAUGGGGUUAGUUAGGAAUCUUGAUAUGAGAAGUGGAGAUUCUUUAGAAGGAUUGUUGAGUGAGAAAACUAAGAUGAGACAACAAAAGGGUGGUUCUUCAAGGGUUGUUACUUUGUUAACUUGUUUACAGUUCAUGUUUGCUGUUUAUGCUACAUUUCUUCUGUAUUACAUGAGCCCCUCUAUAGAUUUAAGGUCUAAACCAGAUUUCAGUUGGACUACAAGAAUUGCUCACCAAUGGAAGCAAUUCAUAAUCCCUCCUCAUGUCGUUACUCGUUAUAAUCAGGAAGCUAAUUCAGUUGUUAGAGCUGAAAGUACUCAAUCAAGUAGUCCUUCUGAAGUUUGUGAGCAUGAGAAGAUUGAUUUUGUACAGAAGAAGUCGAACGAUGCUGUCAUGAUCAAGUUGAAGACAGAACUUUAUCAAGAAGUGCUAGAUUUUCAAAGCAAGUCCUUUGGUGCUGAGACUCUAUCUCAACUGAUGGCGAUGAAGUCCAAAUGGGAUUUGCGCGGUCCAAACAGGCCAAAAAUCACAGUGAUUUUGAAUCAUUUCAAGAGGAAAACACUUUGUGCUCAGCUUGACUCUUUGCUUGGCCAGACCCUCCCAUUUCAUCAUGUUUGGGUACUCUCAUUUGGAAGUCCAAAUGAAAACUCCCUCAAGAGAAUUGUGCAUAGAUAUAAUGACUCAAGAAUAAGCUUUAUCAGUUCAAGCUAUGAUUUCAAGUACUAUGGAAGGUUCCAAUUGGCCUUACAAACAGAAGCUGAUCUUGUAUAUAUCGUCGAUGAUGACAUGAUCCCGGGGAAAAAGAUGCUGCAAAUGUUAGCACAUGUUGCAGGAACAGACAAGUACAAGAAUUCUGUUUUGGGAAGCAUUGGUAGGAUUUUGCCUUUCAGACAGAAGGAUUCUAGUUUUCCGAGCUACAGGAAGUUUCGAUCCAAGGAAGCAGGCCUUUACUUGCCUGAUCCUGCCUAUAACAUCACAGUGAACAAAAUUGUUCAGGUGGAUUUCCUCUCUAGUUCUUGGUUUAUGUCUGCUGAACUUGUCAAGACACUCUUUAUCGAGACACCGUUCACUUUCAUGACAGGGGAAGACUUGCACUUAAGCUAUCAGCUUCAGAAGUAUAGAAAUGCUGCUUCAUUUGUGCUACCAGUUGAUACAAAAGAUAAGGACACUUGGGGUGACAGUGAGCAUAGGCUUGCCUAUGUAUCCGAAACAACUGUAAUUUUCAAGGACGUUGUUCAAGUCCGGGAUGAUCAGUGGUGGAGGGCGCUUUCUACUGGUUACGUGACACAAUGGGCUGCGAUGUAUCCACAAAAAAUCGAUGUGCUUUUCUAUGCCCACUCUGUCGAUGAAGUUAAAGCUCUUGAGCCUCUUCUGCUAAAGUUCAGUUCAACUGUUGGAAAGAAGGCCUAUAUCGUUGUCUCAGGAGGCAACUUUUGCCCUUGUAAAGAUGCUGCAGCAGCUUUGAAGUGGCCUAAGACAGUAUGCAAGGAAAAAAGAUUCAAGAUUAUGGAUCUAGGAGUUGGUGCUUUAUCAGGAAAUUCAAAUUCAGAAGUGCCUGUUGUUCAAGCAGUAUAUGCUAGCAUGAAAGGACUAAUCAAGAUUCACAAUCCUAGCUUGGUAAUCACAGUAGCCGAUACAGACUCUAACGUGAAGAAAGCUCUGAAGAUGGCUACUGAAGCUAACACAAAUAGUUCAACACUCGUUCUUCUUCCAAAAUCAUCGGUGUCAAAGGUUCUUUGGAUGGCUGAUAUUCGUUCAACAGCAUUGCCAAAUUGGAACCGUAUGAAGAUUUAUGUGAAUAUCAUCACACAAACCAGAGCUAAUUCACUUGCAAGGCUUCUCAAGUCUCUAAGUGAUGCAUACUACAUUGGUGAAGAAGUUCCUAUAACUUUCAACAUGGAUAGCAAGGUGGAUGAGGCAACUCUAAAGCUUGUCAACUCAUUCAAUUGGCCUCAUGGACCCAAAAUUCUUCGAAGGAGAAUCAUUCAAGGAGGCCUAAUUCGAGCAGUUAGUGAGAGUUGGUACCCCUCAUCGGACGAUGAUUUUGGUCUCUUACUUGAAGAUGACAUUGAAGUUUCCCCAUACUAUUACCUUUGGAUCAAAUAUGCUCUCUUAUCCUAUCACUAUGACCCUGAAAUAUCCCUCCCUGAGCUCUCCUCGAUCUCUCUUUACACUCCACGGUUAGUGGAAGUUGUAAAAGAAAGGCCUAAAUGGAAUGCAACAGAUUUCUUCAAACACAUCCAUCCAAACACACCUUAUCUCCAUCAGUUACCUUGCAGUUGGGGUGCAGUUUUUUUCCCAAAGCAAUGGCGGGAAUUCUACGUUUACAUGAACAUGAGAUUCACAGAAGACGCGAAGCAGAACCCCGUUCAAAUCCCAAGAUCAAGAACCAAUGGUUGGCAAGCAUCUUGGAAGAAGUUCUUGAUAGACAUGAUGUACUUAAGAGGAUACGUUACACUUUAUCCGAAUUUCCCAAAUCAAACAAGCUUUUCGACUAAUCAUAUGGAACCAGGAGCACAUAUUGCAGCUAAAGAAAAUGUGAUCAAACAUAACAAGGCUGAUUUUGAGGUGCCAUUGCUAAAACAAGACUUUAAAAACUUUCUGCCUAAUGGGAAAAUGCCUGCAGCUUCAAGAUUGCCUUCAUUAAACCUCUUUAAUCAGCCUGUUUCUCUAAAAGGCUUAAAGGCAGCUGGUGCAAAACUGGGACAGGAUAUUCUUAAAUGCAAUCAAACAGAGAUAGUAACUGUUAACCAUGAGACAGGUGUACCUUCACAUUGUACAAGAUUCUAAAAAAUUCAUAAAUUUUUUUUCUUUCAUUGAUAAAAGGUUUAUUUGAUAAGUUUUUUCCUUAUUGUUACACAUUUAAGGAAGGACUAAGAGUUGUAUAG